This is a messenger RNA of Alosa alosa (allis shad), 2983 nucleotides long. Its product is annotated as otoferlin-like. Gene Ontology annotation, cellular component: synaptic vesicle membrane; presynaptic active zone membrane. The record is from RefSeq and is a predicted model, not a curated record. NCBI's taxonomy places the organism in Eukaryota, Metazoa, Chordata, Actinopteri, Clupeiformes, Clupeidae. Gene Ontology annotation, biological process: plasma membrane organization; synaptic vesicle priming. The coding region runs from base 7 to 828 and encodes 273 amino acids. The transcript is spliced from 5 exons. Gene Ontology annotation, molecular function: AP-2 adaptor complex binding; calcium ion binding.
UGCGUCAUGGCUGUGCUGCUCUUUAGCUAUGAGCUGCGUGUUAUAAUUUGGAACACUGAUGACGUAGUUCUAGAAGACGAUGCUUUCAUGACAGGAGAGAAGAUGUCUGACAUCUAUGUCAGGGGUUGGUUGAAGGGUCAACAGGAGGAUAAGCAGGAUACGGACGUCCACUACCACUCGUUGACCGGCGAGGGCAACUUCAACUGGCGCUUCGUCUUCCCCUUCGACUACCUGAUGGCCGAGGAGAAAAUCGUCAUGUCCAAGAAGGAGUCCAUGUUCUCCUGGGACGAAACCGAGUACAAGAUUCCUGCACGGCUCACAAUGCAGGUCUGGGACGCUGAUCACUUCUCCGCCGACGACUUCCUGGGUGCGAUUGAACUGGACCUGAACCGGUUCACGCGUGGGGCGAAGACGGCCAAACAGUGCUCUCUGGACAUGGUACUGAAUGCGCAGGACCUGCCCACCAUCUCCAUCUUCAAACAGAAAAGGGUCAAAGGCUGGUGGCCGUUUGUGGCUCGAGAUGAGAACGACGAACUCGCACUAACGGGGAAAGUGGAAGCAGAGCUUCACCUGAUGACUGCCGAGGAGGCUGAGAAGAGUCCUGUUGGGCUUGGACGUAAUGAGCCAGACCCUCUGGAGAAACCCAACCGCCCCGACACCACCUUCCUCUGGUUCCUGAGUCCCCUGAAAGCUAUCCGCUACCUGAUCUGCCAUCGCUACAAGUGGCUGAUCAUCAAGAUGGUGCUGGCUCUGCUGCUUCUGCUCAUGCUCGGCCUGUUCCUCUACAGCAUGCCCGGAUACAUGGUCAAGAAGCUGCUCGGAGCGUAGGGCCGCAGUGGACGGGGGGAUUGGGAGGGGAGGGGUUACACGGUGAAAGAAGAAGCUGGUCUGAGCCAAAUGGGGCGGGGUUUGUCAGGAGUGGGAGGGGACACAUAGUUAAGAAGCUGCUGCUUUCAGCCUAAGGGGCGAUGUUUACACCAGGGGGAGAAGAGGUAGCAGUGCGUCUAAAGUCCCCCUUAAGCCCAAUUCACACCAAAGAUUCGCGACGAGACGAAACCUUUGCAGAAAGGAGUUGCAGCGGUGUGAAUUAAAUGUUGCACGUCGUUGCCAGCUGUUGCAAGCCGUCGCAAAAGCAUUCACCAUGUCUAGUCGCAGUUGCAAGGUUUUAGAACGUUGCAGCAAGUUGCUGGUUUAUAGAAUGUUGCAGCUCGUUGCAAAUCUUUGGUGUGAAUUGGGCUUAAGGGGACGAGAUUCAGGAGGAGGGAGGGGAAUAAGUUCAAAAAGUUGUUUGGAACUUAGGGGGGUGUAGCUUAGGAGGUUAGGGGGAGGGGACACUUGACCAUCAAACUACUGGGAACUUGAUUGGACUGAGACUAGGGAAAGGGGUGGGGCAAGACAGAGCUGCCAUUUUUAUCACAGAACUCAGAACUAGAAUGCUGGAAUUCACAACUUGCAAUAGUACUUGUCGUGGCAUUGAGUAGAUUGCUGUUGCACCAGUCAAGGUAAUUCAACAGGAGCAACCCUAUGUUUUGUUUUUGUCACAUUAGCAUUUUAAUGACAAUGUACUCUACAUAAUAUGGUUAAGAUUCAAAUGCUCCACUGAAUGGACAUUUGGAGCUACUAUGUCACCAUAGAGAUGCUAUAACCUUUGUUUGAGGGCACACGUACAUUUAGAAUUUCUUACUGUGCAACAGCAAACUACAAAAUGCAACAUGCAACUAGAAUGCUGGAAUUCACUAUUGUGGCCGUGAAUAAUAGUGGAAACUAUUCAGUGUCACUUACAAUCAUCAGUGAGAAAAAAAUAAGCAAGCCCAUAAACAAAAGGGAAUUGCUAUUUUUAAAGUAUUAUUAUUAUUAUUAUUAUCAUUAUUAUUAUUAUGAAUUUUCUUAAGGCUCUCAGAUUCAUCAGGCUUUACAAAUUGAAAUGUAAGUUUUCAGUUGCUCCAAUGGCUGAAUUUUGGGCUCAAAGAAAAAAAACAAUUGUGAUAAACUAGCAUUUUUUUCUUUAAAAUCACAUUUUGACAAAAAGUUUAAUACUGAAAAAAGGAAAAUAUAAAGUAGAAGUCUAUUUUGUUAUGCGCUUCAGGUAACAGACGUUACAAAUUAUUAGGUAGUAUACAUUUUCAUAAAACAUGUAUAUCCCAAAAGCUGAGUUUCAGAAAGCAAGUGACAUAACAUGGUCUCUUAUCAUUAGAAGGAUGUGAAGCCUUCUGUAAGUAUUCUUGAAUGCCUUUCUGGGUGAUCUUUUCCAUAUUCAUUGAAUGCAACAACACUAAGUGAGCAUGCAGCUGUGUCUGAACACGCACUAAUACCUAUAGAUUAGGAAACUGUAAAGACAUUAGGACAAGGUUGCAAGUGUCUCUUAGAGUGUUCUCCUUCGAUGUUACAUACUGCCUUGAACAUUGCACUUUAGAGUCAGUCCCAUCCAGCACUGAUGCUAACCUACAUCAGGUCAAACCAAGUAAAACCACUGUUUCCCUUUUUAAGUGAAGUUGAAAUGAUAUAUGGGUGGUCAGCCAGGGUUAGACUAAAAGAGAACUAGGUGACCUCAAGAAACACAAAUCUAUGUGAAAAAUCCCUGGAGUUUCCAUUUAAACUGUCACUGAAUGUGGCAUUGACGGAGAAACGGUACUGAAACAGGUAACCCUUCAUGAAGCACAGCUGGUGACCUGUUAGGCCCCUAUAUUAGCUGGUUAUAUUGGUUUAGCUGGUUAUAUUGGUUUGCUGUGUUUGGUUCAUUUAGUUUUAGAUCUUGCUUGCCUGUUUUGUCAUGAUGUUGUUUAUUACUCCAACUUAUCGAUCACAGACCAAACAAACACACUGCACUAACUUUUUGCUUGGUAACUUGAAAUUGUUUGUUUAUGUUUAUUUGUUUUCCAGUGUGUGCAAUAUUUAUGUAUUUAUUUAUUUAUCUUUGUCUGUACGAAUUGAAAUGACUAACAAAAUAAAAUUAGACACAUUUAAGUAAAAAUGUUUUACUCUA